AUGGGCGACACCGAGAUUGCGAAUCUGGCGAAGACCGUAAAUGCAACGUCGGCCAGCACCGGGGCAAUCCAGAUAGGCGACCAGCAAACAGCGGAUGAAAUCGAUACUGCUCGAAAUCUAGAGCUGGAUGUCGUCAAAUCCGAACAACAGCAGACGAAAACAGCGGAUGAAGUUCAUACUGCUCAAAGCCUAGAGCUCGAUGGCGUUAAUUCCGAACAGGAGCAGACGACUUUGCCACCUCAGAAGGCUGAACUUGUGGAAACCACGGAACCGCCAUACACUGUCCUGGAAGAAUGGAGGAAAGUCUCGAUCAUCAUUACUGCUUCUUUUUUGGGCCUGGUGUCGCCCAUCUCUUCAAGCACGUAUUUGCCUUCCAUCAACCAAAUCUCAGGUGAUCUUCACAAAUCAAUACCUCUCAUCAACUUGACCGUCACAACGUACAUGAUAUUUCAAGGAAUCGCCCCAUCUUUUGUCGGAUCCAUCUCCGACGCCAAAGGACGAAGACCGGCCUACAUAUGUUGCCUCGGCAUCUACCUGGCAGCAAACAUAGGUCUGGCUCUCCAAAGCAACUAUGUAGCGUUGUUGGUGCUGCGGUGCGUGCAGAGCUCGGGAAGCAGCGGCACUAUUGCCCUUGCCAGCGCUCUCGUAGCUGAUAUCACUACCCGAGCCGAACGAGGGAAAUAUAUCGGAUAUGCCACGAUGGGUGUGACCCUCGGACCGGCGAUCGGGCCUAUAAUAGGAGGAGCCGUUGCAUCAAACCUUGGUUGGCACUGGAUCUUCUGGGUUUUGUCCAUUCUGGGGGCGACUUUACUUCUGGUGGUCGUUUUGUUACUGCCGGAAACCUGUCGAAGCGUGGUCGGCAAUGGUAGUAUACCCCCGCCCAAAUGGAAUCGUCCGCUCUUCCACGGUAAAGGUCAAUCCUCUCCUCCAAUUCUCACGACCUUGACGCCAAAACGCCAUCGACCGGGUCCAAUGCAAUCUCUUGAGCUCAUUUGUCAUAAAGAAGCCGCCAUUAUCCUCCUGUAUAGCGGACUCAUGUAUGCAGGUUAUUUCCUGGUACUAAGCACGCUGACAUCCCAGCUUGCUGAACGCUAUAGCUUGAGGCCGCACAAGAUAGGAUUGUGCUACCUUCCUAUCGGCAUAGGCAGCCUAACAUCACGCUGGACACUGGGCAUCCUUCUGGACCGGAAUUUCAGACGAAUCGCCGCAAUAGAGGGCAUUCCCAUUGUGAAGAACAAGCAACAAGACAUCGACACAUUUCCCAUUGAAAAAGCCCGCCUGCAGGUCUCUCUACCCUUCGUGGGCAUGGCGUGUUUAUCCAUCCUGGCAUACGGCUGGGUCAUGGAGAAUAAGAUCGACCUUGCCGGUCCCCUUGUCGCGCUAUUCUUCCUUGGCCACUUCGUCACGGGCAGUUUCAGUUCACUGAACACCCUAAUGGUUGACCUGCACUUCCAAAGUCCGGCGACGGCGACGGCGUCCAGUAACCUUGUCCGCUGUCUCCUCGGUGCCGGCGCCACAGGCGUGGCAACACCGAUGAUCAAUGCCAUGGGAAUCGGCUGGACGGGGACUUUCGUCGCGGCAGUGUUGCUAAGCCUAUCGCCCUUCUUGUGGCUUGUGUACAUAAAUGGCUGGGCGUGGCGACGCCCGAACAUCGAGCGAAAGCGCCACCGAGAGGAACGAGCAAGAGCGCGACUUCAACCCAGCUCGACCAAGUAG
This is a messenger RNA of Exophiala aquamarina CBS 119918, 1716 nucleotides long. RefSeq lists its product as uncharacterized. Gene Ontology annotation, biological process: transmembrane transport. Bases 1 to 1716 code for a protein of 571 amino acids. The record is from RefSeq and is a predicted model, not a curated record. The transcript has 2 exons. Gene Ontology annotation, molecular function: transmembrane transporter activity. NCBI's taxonomy places the organism in Eukaryota, Fungi, Ascomycota, Eurotiomycetes, Chaetothyriales, Herpotrichiellaceae.